AUGGAAGACUCCAGGGACGUCGUAACACCGCUAGAUGCAGGGUUAAGUGUACAUUGCAGUAGUGAGCAAUGCAAGAAGGUUGAUAAAGUGGCGUACCAAUCCGUCGUAGGUGCGUUAAUGUACUUGGCAAUAUCAACACGUCCCGAUAUCCUACACUCAGUGAGUAAGUUAUCACAGCGCAACAACAAUCCGCAUUCAGAACACGAAGCCGGAGUCAAACAUGUACUACGCUAUUUGAGAAAGACAUCUAAUUACAAACUGCAUUACACCAAAACUGGCAAGGCUAUUGAGGGCUUUGCAGAUGCUGACUGGGGCAGUGACGCCAGCGAUCGUAAGUCGUACUCGGGCUGUGUUUUUGUAGCAGCAGGUGGCGUAUUCUCUUGGGAGUCCAAGAAACAAAGCGUCGUGGCGUUAAGCAGCACUGAGGCUGAAUAUAUCGCGCUAUCUUCAGCAGCGAAGGAGGCAUCCUACAUCAGCAAGCUUCUGCGAGAAAUGGGGUUCGGUCAAGAUGGUCCUAUGAUUUUGAACAAUGACAACUUGAGUUCACAAUGCUUAGUGAAGAAUCCAACUUAUCACGCACGCAGUAAGCAUAUCGACAUCAAGUAUCACCAUAUCCGUCAAAUGUAUAAUAAUAAUGAAAUUGAUUUAAACUAUAUACCAACCGAUAAAAUGAUGUCAGAUAUAUUAACUAAAAAUUUACAAAAAACAAAACAUGUAAAAUUUACCAAUGAGAUGGGUAUAUUUUAA
Molecule: messenger RNA, 747 nt
Organism: Rhagoletis pomonella (apple maggot)
Lineage: Eukaryota; Metazoa; Arthropoda; Insecta; Diptera; Tephritidae
Product: secreted RxLR effector protein 161-like
Exons: 1
Coding region: 1-747 (248 amino acids)
Source: RefSeq, a predicted model, not a curated record